CCCCACCGUCUCCUCCCCGUCCCCCACCUCGUCGGCGGCUCUGCCAGAAAACCCAAACCCACCUCACCACCAUAUCUCGCCGCUGUCCCUAUCGAUCCGGACCCCACCCCGUCCACAUCACCUCACCGCCGGAGCCCCGCCGCAGCCUGUCGCCUGGCCUUCCCGCGCGCCGUGCCGGCUUGCUCCGCAGGUUAUAGAACCGGCAGGCUACGCUAACCCUAGCAUCCUCGGCUCGGCUGUAGAAGAGCACUGGGGGCGUGAGAGAGGGAGUCACCAGCCCUCGUGACCUCCUCCCGCUUCUACCUCGCCCCCGACGCUUGCGAAAAUGGGGAUCUAGGGAUACCCCAGCUCACUCCUUCCGUAAGCACCCCGAUCCCACUCCAGCAUCCAUUCCCUACUACUCCCGUGCUACUUCCGAAGUCCAUCUAUGAAUCCUUCUGUAGAGUGGCAGAGUAUCGUGAAUUGUUGUGCAAGUUUAUUAUAAAAAAAGGAUAUGCUCCUCGGUCAAGUUCUCUUUGCACUUGUUUCUGUGGUAGAGCUGGAUUCCGAGUUAAUUUAGUCUUCCUUCUCUGGUGCAAACAUCUAGUUGGAGGAAAUUAUGCUUGCUUGUACAUGUGGAUUGUGCUGCUGGUUUUGGCUAUCCUAGCUGAGUUUCUAACUGGGACUGCUCGAUUGCAAACUUAGCAUUCCUGUGAACGGGCAUAAGUUGGUGAUUGUUGGGUUUGUCUAUCGGGGUCAAUACACUGGGUUGUCGAAGAUUGCAUGUCGUUUAGAGUUUCAUAUAUCGAGAGUUGUUUGUACGGUGAUGGGUCUCUUAGGGCUUGGAUGUUAGCGGUACUGAAACUUUGCUUUGAAAAUGAACUUUUGCUCAUGGGGGUGUAUAUGUUCACUUAAACAUGCUAUCAAUAGAAAAUACAAAAUAGAAACCCCCCUCCCGAUAUUUUUUUAGGCUCUGAGAGGAGAAGAAAGGCUGGAAUGCCAUCGCUCUAUUCUCCAAUUCACCCGAUCUGGUAAUGUUUAAUUUCCUGCACCGUGUUAUUUCUGUCUGCUUUACUUUGUAUCAUGCGUUCCACUCACUGAGUGGCUUGCACACGUUCUAGUAUCAUCAGUGCAUGCCAAAUUUGAUUACCUGGAUGAUUGUUGUUAUGAAUCUACAGAAAAAGGCUUCCUUGGGCCGCAAGUAGUCGCAUUAGAUAUUAUUUCACACAGCAUUGGUCAAACUGAAAAUGGUAUGUAGUUUGUUCAGAACUUUAUUUUCUAUAUGGCAUACCUGAGGAAGGUUUACCCUCCUGUCACAAGCAACAACAUAUCAAUAGUACUAAAAUGCAUUUAUAUUUAUAUUUUCCUAUUUUGUAGAGGUGGUAUUUCCUUCAGAAUUUGUGUGAUUUGUUCGUGCAGAGAUGAAUAUUCUAUGGUACUCAUCAUAUCAAUCAAUGAUUAAACAUUUAAACCAGAAAAAGUCCAUAUUUGUUUCUUUCUAGUGCUGAGCGUCUUGUACUUUGUCGUUUCUGCAUGCUACUUCUAUCCAUUCCAAUUCCGCUCACAUGUUCCACUUAGUGACGUGUUCUACUUAGUGAGUCGACAAUAGUUGCUCUACUAUCAUUAGUGCGGAUUUGAUCAUUGGAUGGCUGGUGUUGACUGAUGUUGAACACCUGGAGAAUGUAUUAUUGCUCCAGUAGUAGUUAUUGGGCUGCACAGCAUAUAAUUUUAAACUUUAAUUAUUGUUGCUUAAAAUAUUACAGAAGAAAGUAUGCGCCAAGAUAGUGAUAUUGAUACUUGUAAUUGUGGAAAAUAUUUCUUGGUUUGCAAGUAAUCUUAAUGUGAUUUUUAUGCAAGAAAUUACGCAAAUCUACAUGCCAUCCCUCAUUUGAGCUUUUGCCUUGGCUUAAUAUGGUAUGCAGCGAUUGGAUCGUCAUUUUUUUUCUAUGUUGGGUAAAAUUUAUUUACGUUAGCACUUAGUGCAUUUAACAACUGUGCUGUACUUUUGAAUACCAGAAAAACGGGUCAAAUAUGAUACUCAUUGCUGCAUAUAUUGAGAAAUAAAUCCUAUAAGACUUCCUAACCUUUUGGGCCCUUGAUUAGAGCUCCUUUAAAUUAUGAUACAUGGCAAAUGGAUGAAAUGGUUGAUUUAUUCUAUCACAUGUCAUUGGAUUGAAAGGGUCCAAACUCAACAUGAGUUCGUCCCACAGGUUUCUUCUUCCCUUGCUUUCAGUCAUCGGGAUGACCAUUUUUUAGCCAUCACUCCUAGAAAUUCAGGUCUAUCCUAUAAAAUAAAUUUGAUAUCCAUUUUCAAAUCGGGAUGCUAUGAGUUUUUUUUGCAAGCCUUAUUGAUUUGCAGACUGCAAGCAGUGCCUAGACACCGAAGUCAGCCUUGCAGUUUUGCACCUUGCGGUUGCAGGAUGUAAUCUCGCAAGCAUCAAUCGAGAGGCAGGUUAGACUGGUACGCUGUGGGGACAGCAGCGUAAGUAAACAGCACCAAACUUUCAUGUUUCUGGCGAGUGAGAAGUCUAAAUCAGUCUCCUUCACUUUAACUAAAGAUAAUGCUUUCUUGUCAUUAAGAAUUGGAUUUCGACAUCUUGAAUGCUUCUAUUAGUUUGUGUUUUGAUUUUUAAAUUCUAGAGGUUGGCAAACGGCAAUGCAUACAUAUCUUACAGCACUAUCAGAGAGUGAUAACCCAAACCGCAUUCACCUGAACACUGUCAUAUUCCUGUUAGAUCCCUGCCAAUUGUUUUUUUGACAGGCUUCAACACCUAAUUGUGGAGCUGAUAUGUCUGCUACAGAUCCUUUCUUAGGAGAAAAGGAUCAUAGACACACUAUGGAUGUUCAUUAUUUAGGAACCAACUUAACUAGACCUUUUAUUUUACACUAUUGAUGCAUUCUUUAUUCAAUUGAUGUCCAUUGUGCAGUUAUGAGUGUUAGCAAUACUGUUCUGCUAAUGUUCCAUUACUAAUUCACCAACUUGUUGUAGAUCCUUACUCUGUCACAAACUUUCUGUCACGAAUUCUUGAACUGUGUUUUCUAUUUGAGCGGCAUUCAUUCAUUAUCUUAUACAGGGCCAUUUUCUACGAUUGAGAUGUCAAUAUGAAGGGACGACUAUAAUUGUAUACAUAUUAGAGUUAGUUUUCUUUUUCUAUAUUUGUUCGGAAUUAGAAACAAGCUUUCUCAUGGCAUCACCACAAGAAUCCAAUUCUGUAUGCUUGAAGCGAAAGCUUGUUGAUGACUGCCUGUCAAAAGACUGCAAAUCGCGCCGUGUCAAAUCUGAGAAUGGACCCUCAUUUGAUUCAUCUGCUAAACGUUGCAACUGUUGUUGCACGCGACCUAACCUUGCCAAUGAUUGUGCCAAUUUCCUAAAGAGUGGAGCGCCUAGCCGUAUCAUGUACUACAAACAAGGGUCUUGGCACAAUUUUCCUGAGCAAAUAAUGAAGUCCCUCAUUGAAGAAUUCAGAGGCAAUAAAUCGAGUGUUGUGUCUGUGAUGGACGAUGAGCCCAUUCUUGUUGAUUUCUUGUCAAUGACCCUUGUCAACCUAAAAACCAGAAAGCAGAGGUCUGUUGCGUGGUUUGAUGACACUGGCUAGCGUUUUUUUCCUUCCCUGUUCUUUGAUGAGGAAAGUGAUGAAUUGGCCAAAGGGAAUUCUGGUAAUGCUGACAGCACUGCACAGGGAAUAAUGGUAGACAAGGUUGCGAGUUCUCCACCUGAAGUGGUCAAGCAAGUUGUUCUUGAAUCUAGCCCUCCAGCUCCUGAAAAACCUUCGACUGUAGACAUAUUGCGCAAGAAGAUCACAUCUGUGGAAAGAGGCAGUGAAAGCUUUCUAUUUGUCCAGGAUCUUUUUCUCUCUGGUAUGGGUCCAUUUGCAACACCAAGUAACAUUCUUCAUAUCCACCGCUACUCUCCGAACGAUAUCACUGCUCAGUGUAGAUUUGAAGCUUUUGAAAGACAGAUGAAGGCAACUAAAGAAGCACGUGGUGAUGCAAACGUAAGGUAUGGAUGGCUAGGAUCAAGGAAGAAUGACAUAGUUAGGAUUCUCAUUAAUGGUUUGGGUACCACUGCAAAUCCUAUUGAGAAAGCAGGCUUGAGUGCUGGUGUAUAUCUUUCACCAGAAAACCGAGCCUUUACCAGUGUUGGUCUUUGUGAUGUUGACGAAAAAGGUGUGCAGUAUAUGUUGCUGUGCCGUAUGAUACUGGGCAACAUGGAAGCUGUUGAACCUGGAUCACAAGAAUCUUUUCCAAGCAGUGAGAUAUAUGAUUCUGGUGUUGAUGAUUGUUCGAACCCAAAGUGUUUUGUGAUGUGGCCAUCACAUCUAAGCACUCACAUCCGUUUAGAAUAUCUUGUUAGUUUCAAGCUUGUCUCAAAAGUUCGACAUUAUUUGCUUGACCUGAAGGGUUUAUGGUUUCACCCAUCACCGAAGGAAGCUGCAAUGGAUAUUUCUACCCUUCAACCUGUAACGUGUGAAACAGGUGAAGGACCAACUUCCCCAUGGAUAUCAUUCAGAGUUUUGUUUGGAGUGAUUCAGGACAAUAUAUCAUCUGUAGCAAAGGAGCUUCUCUUCCAUCAUUAUGAGGAGCUGAAGGAGAGCAUAAUUUCUCGCGAAGAAAUGGUGAAGAAAAUGAUAAUAAUAGUUGGAGAAAAAAUACUUUUGGAGGCCUUGAAGAAACUUCAUUACUGUCCAUCAUUGUGGUACAAGCCUUCUGUUGAAGCGGUGUCUAGUCAUCCCGUAAUGGCAGCACAAGAACAACUAUCAUUGGAUAAGGCAGGUGGGAAUUGUUCAUUAACUCUUAAUGUUAACGAUGGUGAUUCACAUGCACCAAAUGCUGUGGCUGAACACGCCACAGUUAGCAACAAAGGAUGUGAUGCCCUUGCAACAGAUAUGGUGCCCAAUGGCCAUGAAUGUGUGGCAGCAAGUGGUGUGCCAGAAACAUCUAAUUCUGCCAGUGUCAUAUGCGGGAGUUCUACAAGUGUGGAACCCAAAGGCAGAGAUUCUCAUAUGCAAAUCAUGCCACCUGGGACCUCGGCAACCCUGUGUGCCAAAAACCAUGGUUCUUCCAUGGGAAGAAUGGCACCUAUAGUUCACGAUGGCCUUUUGAGGACAAUUUCUGGAAACUCUGCAUCACCUGGUCAAGUUUGCAAAUCUGCUACACCAAUCGCAGGGCAUUCUGGUUAUGCUUCUCUAGCACAAACUAAUGCUUCCAAACCCCAUGGAGUUUCUGCUCCAGGUCUCACUUCUAAGGGCUAUGAAUCUGCUGUACCAAGCUUGGCACUUGGAAAUUCUAAAAGUACAGGCGUGAAACGUCUGAAUUCUGCACCAAGAAUGACACCUGAAGGCCAGGAAUUCCUUUCACUGGGUAUUGCAUCACGACCACCUCAUUUAGUAAAACUCCAGGCCGGUUUAACAUCGGUUGCCAUACCUCCAGUUCACAUGCCAGGCCGUGGAAAAUCAUCGUCAAUGAGCACCGAGGGCCGUGAUUCUCUGACAUUGAGUAUCACACCAAAAUGCAAUGGUGGCCCAGCAUUAAGUCAAGCGCCAAAGCGCCAUGAAUCUCCAAUAGCUGAUACGAGCACAAAGGGCCAUGAUUGUGUAACUCCAAUUUGCUACAUACAUUGUAGGAAGAGAAGAGGAAGAGAGAAGAGGCUGAGAGGAAAGCUAAGCUUGAUGCUAUUGCAGCCAAACAGCGACAGAGAGAGAUAGAGUUAGAAGAAAAGGAAAAGGCGCGGAAGGAACAGCUCUUAAGAGGAUCUGAGGCUACGCGUGUUACUGAUUCCGCCCCUGUUGCACAGCCACCUCGCGAGCCAGCAGCCCCUGCUGUAGCAGUAGCUGCCACCAUCGCUCCAGCUGCUGGCAAA
Panicum hallii is the source of this 5839-nucleotide messenger RNA. RefSeq lists its product as uncharacterized. Gene Ontology annotation, molecular function: NAD+ poly-ADP-ribosyltransferase activity. The coding region runs from base 3666 to 5684 and encodes 672 amino acids. The record is from RefSeq and is a predicted model, not a curated record. The transcript is spliced from 8 exons. Lineage: Eukaryota; Viridiplantae; Streptophyta; Magnoliopsida; Poales; Poaceae.